GAUAUUGAUUGCGAGCACGCGGGACCGGUGCCGGGUAGUCAGAGACGAAACAUACGCUGAGCAGGAGGCCGAUCGCUGAGAAAAAUAAAAGAAAAAUGCCACCCGAGUGUGAAGAGAUCGAGAUUCGCGACAUGUUGGAAAAAACCGACCGCAUCGAACAAGCUGUCUCGAAGAAAUCGCCGAAGCUACCCGCGUUAUGCGGUCACCGCGCAAUGGUGAGCAAGCUCUGGUGCCAGGAGAUCGGGCGCAGGUGGAGACAAGCGGCCAGACAGGAGCCGCCGCAGGCGCGGGUGCUGUCCGAGCCGAAGUGCCAGCUAUACGUGGCCACCUGGUACCUGUACUAUCGAUGGAUCAUUUUCUUCGUCUGGACCGCCUUUGUCGUGUGCUCGGUGUUCGAGUUCGGCAGUUACAAUCCGCUGAUGCAAUACGAGAAAUGGCCAAUCUAUCUGACCAACUGGGAUGCGGUUUUGGGCUUCGCACAGGCGCUGAUUGGCGGUAUUCUCGUGUCGAAGCGCUGGCGAUUGCAAAAGACGUCCGGCUUCGAGCCGUGCGGUCUCAAAUUGGAGUUCACUGAGCGGCUGUACUGGUUUCUGUAUGUCGUCACAACCAACAUGGCAAUCGGGGUGACGGUGUGCUACUGGCUCGCCGUGUACAAUCCGGAGAUACAUCAAGUGGACCCACUCAACAUCAUGAUGCACGUGUGCAACAGCGUUCUGAUGUUGAUUGAUCUAUUUAUCACCAGCAUACCGUUCCGUCUGCGAAACUUCUGGUGGUGCCUGUCGAUCGUCCUGUUCUACGUGAUCUUCUCGGUGAUCUACUACGUCGCUGGUGGCCUCGACAAGAAUGGUUAUCACUACAUCUACAAAGUCCUCGAUUGGAAGAGACCGGUGCGGACGUCGCUCGUUUGUAUUGGCGGUUUCACGUUUGUGACGGUGCUACAUUGUGUUACCUGUAUGCUGGCGAACAUCAGAGACCGGAUCUAUCGUAAGAUUGCAGAGAAAUUCAGUAAACCUGCACCGAUAAGCAUGACGGAAGAUAAGCCAUUUUCAGAAAAACGAGCGGAAAUAGUUUAAUUAUUGAAAUUUUAUAUAGAAAUUUUUCUUUUUAAACGUCUAAUGUCCUCGGAUUGUAAGACCCCGCGAGGCAUUGGAAAUUGGAAUGGUCUAAUAUCUGGCAAGACAAGAUGAAACGUGCCUUCUCUUGAUGUAGCUGUGCCUGCAAGUAGAGUCCUUCUCUGGCAAGCGAGCUUUCUGUGGUCAUCUAUAAUAUAGCUUGCUUGUAGAAAUUGGCUAAAACUUCCUGUAUGAUAUCUUGAUAUGUAUCAUGAGCUUGAUUAUUUAACGAACAUAUUUAUUUAAUGAGUGAUAUACAACCGAGUAGGUGAUCUCUUGCACUGUGAGCUCUUUGUCUUUGGCAAUAUUUCUAGUAAAACUAGAAAAACAGUAAUUAUUUUUAACGAUACAAUACAGUAUACUGAUUGUAAAGUUUCCAAUUUAUAGAUUUUAUGAAAAAAAAUCGUCCUCAAUUUGUAAAUUCUACACAAAAUUUAAAAAAAAUUACUUUUUUUUUUUUGAAAUUAUAAUAUGACAAUAUCGUAGAAGCCUAACUUACAAUUAUGAACACUUUAAUUUGGUUAAUUAGACUCGAUUGUUUUGGACGACACAACAGCUGUUUGCUGUUUAUGCGGAGGUAAAAGUUCAUAUAAAAUAGUUUUUUUUUUUUUCUUUAAAUGGUUGUGUAAAUUUCACUAUAGAAACAAUAAUCACGUAAGCAUUCCAUUCAAUCAUGUUGAAGUAUAUUCGAAUUAUUAUUAUUACGAAUCAGUAUGUUUAUUUCGUAUUUAGUAUUGUAUG
This is a messenger RNA of Wasmannia auropunctata (little fire ant), 1853 nucleotides long. RefSeq names its product protein rolling stone-like. The coding region runs from base 96 to 1073 and encodes 325 amino acids. Gene Ontology annotation, cellular component: membrane. The transcript is spliced from 2 exons. NCBI's taxonomy places the organism in Eukaryota, Metazoa, Arthropoda, Insecta, Hymenoptera, Formicidae. The record is from RefSeq and is a predicted model, not a curated record.